UUUUCCACGUCAGUUCAAGGCCAGGUUGCAGUUUAAAAGACGGAGAGAAGCUUUGGGUCAUUGUAGAGAAGUUUGGACGCAAUACAAACAUGCUCAGGUUUUUGGUGUUGACAAGCCUUGCAGCCCUGGUGCUGGCUGAGCUGAAGCCUGAGCCCAGGUACAUUGAGGAUGUUGCUGUGAGAGUUGUUGGAGGUGAGGUGGCCAGUCCUAACUCCUGGCCCUGGCAGAUCUCUCUUCAGUACCUGUCUGGCAGCAGUUACUACCACACAUGCGGAGGAAGCUUGAUUCAGAGAGGCUGGGUUAUGACUGCUGCUCACUGUGUGGACAGCUCCAGGACAUGGCGUGUUAUUCUUGGUGAACAUGAUCUUAACGUCAACAGUGGCAGAGAGCAGGUCAUCGGUGUCAGCCGUGUUUAUAUCCACCCUCAAUGGAAUUCUAAUAGUGUUGCUAGUGGCUACGACAUUGCUCUCCUGCGUCUGUCCUCUGAUGCUACUCUUAAUACCUACGUCCAGCUGGCCUCUCUGCCUCCUUCAGGCCAGAUUCUGCCCCACAACAACCCCUGCUACAUCACUGGAUGGGGACGCACUUCCACUGGUGGUAGCCUCUCUGCUCAGCUCAAGCAGGCCUAUCUUCCUGUGGUGGACCACAGCACCUGCUCCAGCAGUGGCUGGUGGGGCAGCACCGUGAAGACUACUAUGGUGUGUGGAGGUGGUGGUGCAGAGGCUGGAUGCAACGGCGACUCUGGUGGCCCUCUGAACUGCCAGGUUAGUGGCAAAUACUAUGUGCACGGUAUUGCCAGCUUUGUGUCAGGAUUGGGAUGCAACGCUCCCAAGAAGCCCACUGUGUUCACCCGUGUGUCUGCCUACAUUGACUGGAUGAACUCGAUCUUGUAAUAAGUGCAAGAGUCUUCUGGGUUGCAUCCUGCAAAGUCAAAGACCAUAUUUACCCCAGUUUGCAUGUUUGCUAGUCACGUUCUACAAAAAUAAACUUAGUCAAACUUUA
Melanotaenia boesemani (Boeseman's rainbowfish) is the source of this 1002-nucleotide messenger RNA. RefSeq names its product elastase-1-like. Gene Ontology annotation, biological process: proteolysis. Gene Ontology annotation, molecular function: serine-type endopeptidase activity. The transcript is spliced from 8 exons. Bases 90 to 893 code for a protein of 267 amino acids. Lineage: Eukaryota; Metazoa; Chordata; Actinopteri; Atheriniformes; Melanotaeniidae. The record is from RefSeq and is a predicted model, not a curated record.